Messenger RNA from Odobenus rosmarus divergens (Pacific walrus), 2203 nucleotides. RefSeq names its product doublesex and mab-3 related transcription factor 3 (gene DMRT3). The transcript is spliced from 2 exons. NCBI's taxonomy places the organism in Eukaryota, Metazoa, Chordata, Mammalia, Carnivora, Odobenidae. The record is from RefSeq and is a predicted model, not a curated record. Gene Ontology annotation, biological process: regulation of transcription by RNA polymerase II; male sex differentiation. Gene Ontology annotation, cellular component: nucleus. The coding region runs from base 28 to 1461 and encodes 477 amino acids. Gene Ontology annotation, molecular function: protein binding; DNA-binding transcription factor activity, RNA polymerase II-specific; RNA polymerase II cis-regulatory region sequence-specific DNA binding.
CCGCCUGCUCUCCCUGGAGUCCGGGACAUGAACGGCUACGGCUCCCCCUACCUGUACAUGGGCGGCCCGGUGUCGCAGCCGCCGCGGGCGCCCUUGCAGCGCACGCCCAAGUGCGCGCGCUGCCGCAACCACGGCGUGCUGUCCUGGCUCAAGGGCCACAAGCGCUACUGCCGCUUCAAGGACUGCACCUGCGAGAAGUGCAUCCUCAUCAUCGAGCGGCAGCGGGUCAUGGCCGCGCAGGUGGCGCUGCGCCGGCAGCAGGCCAACGAGAGCCUGGAGAGCCUCAUCCCGGACUCGCUGCGCUCCCUGCCCGGCCCCCCGCCAACGGGGGACGCCGCCGCCGCCGCCCCGCAGCCGCCGCCGACCUCGCAGCCGUCUCAGCCGCCGCCGCCGCCGCCGCCGCGGCCCGCCGUGGAGUUGGCUGCGGCCGCCGCGCUGCGCUGGGCCGCCGAGCCCCAGCCCGGGCCGUUGCCGGCGCCGCUCGCCAAGCCAGAUUUGACGGAAGAACGGCUGGGGGACAGCGGUUCAGCCGACAACACGGAGACCUUCAGCGACAAAGACGCCGACCAGAGGAGCUCCCCGGAUGUGGCCAAAAGUAAGGGCUGUUUCACCCCCGAAAGCCCCGAGAUGGUGUCGGUGGACGAAGGGGGCUACGCGGUCCAGAAAAACGGAGGCAACCCGGAGAGCCGCCCCGACAGCCCCAAGUACCACGCGGAGCAGAACCACCUGCUGAUCGAGGGCCCCUCGGGGACGGUGUCCCUGCCCUUCAGCUUGAAAGCCAACAGGCCGCCCCUAGAAGUGUUGAAAAAAAUAUUCCCCAACCAGAAGCCCACGGUGCUGGAGCUCAUCCUGAAGGGCUGCGGCGGGGACCUGGUGAGCGCCGUGGAGGUCCUGCUGUCUAGCCGCUCCUCGGGGUCCGCGGCGGCCGACCGAACUGCGGCCGAGCCCGAGGGGCUGGUGCUGCCCCCCAACGGGCACAUCUUUGAACACAGCCUGAGCUCCUACCCCCUCUCCUCCUCCAAGUGGUCCGUGGGCUCGGCCUUCAGGGUCCCGGACACGCUGAGGUUUUCUGCCGACUCUAGUAACGUUGUCCCCAACCCCUUGGCCGUGCCCCUGCAGCAUCCUUUCCCCCAGCCGCCCCGGUACCCGCUGAUGCUGAGGAAUACUUUGGCGAGGAACCAGUCGAGCCCCUUUUUGCCCAGCGACGUCACCCUGUGGAACACCAUGACCCUGCAGCAGCAGUACCAGCUGAGGUCCCAGUACGUGGGCCCCUUCCCCUCUAACUCGGCCAGUGUCUUCCGAAGCUCACCUGUCCUCCCCGCGCGCGCCCCCGAGGACCCCCGCAUCUCCAUCCCCGACGAUGGCUGUCCUAUGGUGGCGAAGCAGUCCAUUUACACCGAGGAGGACUAUGACGAGAGGUCCGACUCCUCAGACUCUAGAAUACUCAACACAUCCUCUUAAAGUUGCUCCCUGCUGGGUGGUGUGACCAGGUGACGUUUUGUGUGCAUUUGAAACCCCGGGGGCACCCCACCCCCAGGAGAGGCCACAUCCUGUGUAUACCCUUUCCUUCUGUUUGACAAAGUGACUGUGCUUGAUUCUAUACCUUAGCAAUAAAAAACAUAACUUAUUUAAUUUCUUGCACUUCAUUGGAAAAUGCCAAAUAGCUCUGCUCUGUGGCUUUAGUGCUGAAUGUUUGUUGUAAAAGAGAGUCUAAUGCUAAGAAUAGUCUUGGGAAAGCCGGGUCUGCCGCCAGAUUUAUUUGGGGAUGGAAAGCUGAGGGUCAGCUUUGCUCCCAAACUCAACCCGCAAUGUCCGAGAAAAUAGUAUACUUGAAUGCGGUUUCCCAAAAGAGGAUUCCUCAGGAUAUGUAAAAACUAAAGCAAGUGGUUCGGUUGCAAAUGGACUAUAAACAGGGACCUUAUAUUCUUAUGCUAAAAAUCCUUCUUGCAUUUUAGAGAGAGACUGCACUUAGGAAUAGAGUGAACCACUCACAUGCUUUUUAAGCUUGGACAGUUUUCAGAGACAAACUCCAUUAAGAAUUCUUCUUCUCACAGGGCUGAAUUGAAACAUGCGUGAUGUCAAUGUAAAUCAAUCACAGCUGUGAACUGCAUGAAAUGUAUUGUGAAAUGAACACAAGAUUAAGCUUUGUCAGGUUAAUGUAGCAUGCUGAGGACUCUAGAAAAAAAAAAUAAACUAAGGAGAC